AUGAUGAAGCCUGAGUUCUCUUACUUUUCUGUAUUCUGUAUGUACUUUCUCUUUCUGCAAGUGAUGAUGUCUUCAGAGAAACCGAGGGUCACUACUCCCACAAGACAUGUGUUAGCUAGAGUAAGAGGCCAGGCUUAUCUUAGCUGCCAGGUGAUCCCACCACGCAAUGUGGCAAAUAUGGAGGUGCGCUGGUUCAAGAGUGGCCAUUCCCAACCUGUUUACCUAUACAGAGGUGGCCACAACAUGAGUGGAGAAGCAGCUCCUGAAUAUGCAAAUCGUAUAGAGUUUGUGAAGGAGGCCAUUGGAGAAGGCAAAGUAGCACUCAGAAUUCAUAAUAUCAGCAUUUCUGAUAAUGGACCUUAUCAAUGUUCAUUUAAUGAUACUGGCUUCAUUGAUGUAGUCAGUAUGAACCUCAAUGUGACAGCAGUUGGAUUGGAGACAGAGAUCCAUGUUCAGGCUCCUGAUGCUGAUGGAGUAAUGGUGGAGUGUAAUUCAGGAGGGUGGUUCCCAAGGCCCCAAAUUGAGUGGAGAGAUAGUAAUGGUGAAACAUUUCCGCAGUCAUCAAAAUCAUAUUCACAGGAUGAAGCCAGUUUUUUUCACAUGAAGAUGACUCUUCUCCUCACAAACAGGUCACAGGGCAGCAUCAUUUGUUAUAUUUUCCACCCUGUAACAGGUGAAGAGAAGCAAACAAGUAUCAUUCUAGCAAAUGAACUCUUUAAUCAAGACCAUAUUUGGAUGGAAAUUUUAGUUUCUGUUGUAUGUAUAAUGCUCAUUAUAUAUCUUCUUUUCAUCAUCUUCAUUUUCAGGAGACAAGGAUGUGCAUCUGGAUGCCUGUCUAAAUGCCUUCCUGUGUUGAAUUUUUGGCCUGUUCAAUUAUCGCAUUUCUUAUUCUGUACUGGAGUACUCUUUGCUAUAUAUUUACCUCACCGGCGCAGAGUCUAUCUUUCAGAUCCUCAGUUUCCCUUGUACAACAACUGGAUAUCUAAAUUGCUAUUUGUGACACUUUUUCUGACAAUGUGUUUUGUCUUACCAAUCAUUGUCUUAUUAUUAAAAAAACUUUCAUCCACAUCUCUGACUAAAUGGAAGAACAAGGAUGAUGUCAUGGACAGGUGA
This is a messenger RNA of Apodemus sylvaticus (European woodmouse), 1113 nucleotides long. Its product is annotated as selection and upkeep of intraepithelial T-cells protein 8-like. Lineage: Eukaryota; Metazoa; Chordata; Mammalia; Rodentia; Muridae. Gene Ontology annotation, biological process: T cell receptor signaling pathway; regulation of cytokine production. The record is from RefSeq and is a predicted model, not a curated record. Bases 1 to 1113 code for a protein of 370 amino acids. The transcript has 6 exons. Gene Ontology annotation, molecular function: signaling receptor binding. Gene Ontology annotation, cellular component: external side of plasma membrane.